AUGAUGACUAAUAUAAAGAUACUUUCAUUAUGUCUUAUAAUUACUUUUAUAUUUUAUAUGAAAAUAUCACCAGCUAUACUUAAUUAUAAAAUUAAAAAAACAAACUUUUUUGUACAUCUUCUUUAUAAAUCAUACUUUACUUAUAGAAAAAUAAGAGAAAUUUUCAAUUUAUCAAAAAGUAAGUUUAUAGUUACAUAA
This is a messenger RNA of Hepatospora eriocheir, 198 nucleotides long. Lineage: Eukaryota; Fungi; Microsporidia; Hepatosporidae. The record is from the annotation of a GenBank genome assembly.